AUGCUUUCGUGCGCCGGAGCUGAUAGGCUCCAGACUGGUAUGAGGGGGGCGUUUGGGAAGGCCUUGGGGACUUGUGCUAGGGUUGCGAUUGGGCAGGUGCUUUUGUCUGUGAGGUGUAAGGAUAAUCAUGGUGCUCAUGCUCAGGAGGCGCUGAGGAGGGCUAAGUUUAAGUUUCCUGGGAGGCAGAAGAUUAUUGUUAGCAGGAAAUGGGGGUUCACUAAGUUCAACCGUGCUGAUUACACUAGGCUGAGACAGUCUAAGAGGAUUGUUCCUGAUGGUGUCAAUGCUAAGUUCUUGUCAAACCAUGGUCCUUUGGCUAACCGUCAACCUGGAAGUGCGUUCAUAUCAGCCACCAGCGAUUAAGAAUGAAGAUGAUUUGUGGCUAUAGUACUGAUACUUUAGUUUCCGAAGUUGUUCGUUUGGUUUUUGUUGUAACAGUUGAAGACAUGGAUCUUCUUCGUAUGGUUUCAUUUUGUUUGGACAAUUGUUUUAAGUUAUGUUCUAUGCUUUUUCAUAUCUCAGUGUCGUUUAUACUUCGUCCAUUGGUUUAGUUCUAGUUUUACUUCUCAUUUCCUUAAGUUCUAGAUCGUACGUCCUCGGUAUAUAUAGAAUUAUGCUCGUUGAUUUGGCUUACGGCCAACUUAGAAAGAUGAUGAGAGUUUGCACCGGAACACAUCUACAAGUAUUUUUUGUCACAUUUACAAGAUAAUUUAAAGUUUGC
Molecule: messenger RNA, 721 nt
Organism: Eruca vesicaria subsp. sativa (arugula)
Lineage: Eukaryota; Viridiplantae; Streptophyta; Magnoliopsida; Brassicales; Brassicaceae
Source: the annotation of a GenBank genome assembly